UGGACAAGUGUAGUGCGCGUCUUGGACACUGCGUUUCGCUCUCUGCAUUCCUUCUCAAGGAGCUCCCCACCACCUCCCUCCCUACCACAACAGUAAGAUAGCAGAGAGCCCAUCUACAGUAACAGAGGACAGCCACUCUGUAGCCGUACGCCCUGCGGCUAGUGUAAUAGUUUACAGAAAGUCUGAAAGUGCGACUUCCGAACCGCCCGCGCGCUGCCUAACUGCUCAGGAAAUAGUACGGAGUUUUGGAACAUAAUUUCCCCAAAGGAGUGACGAGAUUCUGGAAUUACUGGAGUUGUGAACAGGUUGACGCUCAAGAGCAGCUCAUCUUUCGAGAAAGGACAGACUUUUGAACAGUAGGAGUUCAGGAUGGAGAAAGCGCAACUGUUUCUGACCCUUGUCAUUCUACUGAUGCAAUGCCUUCCCAGUGUCCCUGUUACCGUGUCAACAACCACACCCAAGGUGGAGGUCCGUGAGAACUCUGAUGCGGUUCUGAGCUGUGAUUUUCGGACCGAGAAGGAAACGAAUCCUCGAAUCGAGUGGAAGAAGAAAGGAACAGAUGUAUCAUUUGUUUACUAUGAGGGACACUUCAGAGGAGCCUUUGCGGGGCGUGCAAGGAUCAAGGGGGCAACGGUGACCCUACAGAGGGUGACCCAGAAAGAUGCGGGUGAAUACCGCUGUGAGAUCACUGCCCCUCAUGACACCAUCACCCUGGGGGAGACUAACAUUACCCUCACAGUCUUGGUUCCCCCCCACACCCCAUCCUGUGAGAUCCCCAGCUCGGCCCUGACGGGCUCUAUUGUGCAGCUGCGCUGUAUGGACCAGCAGAGCAUCCCCCCAGCCACCUACUCCUGGUACAAAGACGACAAGCUGCUGACCCCCUCCCGCAUGGCCAAUGCCACCUACCACCUCAACCCAGUCACCGGCAUACUGGAGUUUAAGACGGUGGCGAGAGGCGACACGGGACAGUACAGCUGUCUGGCAUCAAACAAAGUGGGGCAGUCCAAGAUGUGUGAGGCUAAACACAUGAAGAUAGAGGAUGUAAACAUGGCAGGGGUCGUUGCUGCGGUCGUGGUCAUCUGUCUGGUCAUCGCCAUUUGUGCCUUCGGAGGGUACUAUGCACACCGUAAUGGCUACUUCAGCAGACACAGAGGAAGGUCAUUUUGGAUCCCUCAGUGUCAUGGUGUGGCCCACAUCAGCAGCCAGAACCUCCACAGAACAGAAGACAAGACUAAUGCCAACUACAGCCCUCCGCCCCAAGAUCCUGCGGACUUCAAACACACCCAGUCUUUCAUGCUGUGAGGCUCUCAACAACCCCCUAAGACACCAGUACCAUGACAACACUGGAGUAGUUUUAUUCAACCCAAAUGAAUCAAUCAUUUUUGGGGGACUGACCAACCCUGCUUUCCUCACCCUUGUGGAUGGAUAGCAAGGAGGGGCAGACAACUCUGCGUAGAGGCCAUUUAUUCCUCCUGUUUUGCUGUACCUGGGCCCUCAAUGCAAGCCUAUUAUAUUAGUCACAUGGUACUCUACUCCCCUCUAGUGGCCCAAGUUGUUUACCUACAGCCUAUCGCCCUCCUGUGGCAGACCCAUGGAAUUAUGUUCCACACAUGCUCACCUCCCCCUCAACUGGCCAAAACAUUAACUACCUAAAUCUUAUUUUAUACCAAAGACUUGAACAUGGCAUCAGUGUAAUAUAACAUACAUAUUUUCUGAUGGCUAUUGGAUAAGCAUUGAUGUGAACACAAGGGAGCAAUCACAUUAGGGCACUGCAAGAGGCGUUACUACAGACCCUGGUUCGAAUCCAGGCUGUAUCAUAUCCGGCGGCGCACAAUUGGCCCCGCUCUAUGGGACUGUUAAUAAGAACAAAUUCUUAUUUACAAUGGUCUACCCCGGCCAAACCCUAAAGACGCAGGGCCAAUUGUGCGCCGCCCUAUGGGACUUCUAAUCACUGCCGGUUGUGAUACAGCCUGGAAUCAAACCAGGGUCUGUAGUGACGCCUCUAGCACAGAGAUGCUGCACCACUCUGGAGCCCAAAAGUACAUAUCCCCCGUGUUAGUCUAAUUAGAAUACAGGUCAUUUAAAAAAAAAUCCACAUCAAAAUUCGUCUGUUUUAAGACGGAGAAAUUGUUUUUUGCAGUGUUUGUCAGACCAGGAGACAUCCCAAGUUUUAUGGAUUGCUUCCUCUCCAUUUUGAAUAUUGGCCAUCCACUAUAUUGCUUUCAGAACAGUGCAGGUGAAGGAGACACUUUAGGAUCGAUUCAGUGCUAUGAUUGCAAUUUAAAGGCGAUGUUCCUAUUUUCGCAGAGACUGCCUUCACGUUAAAUGCUGCAUAUGUUGGCUCAAUAGCGCUGAACUUCAGAAACAGUCAUUUAAUUGUGACCUUUGAGAUGGACCCCUGCUCACCUGAAUAUGCCCAGUGCAUUUCAAAUGUAGUUGUCAUAUUCUAUCUAGAGGCUCUUUUGUAAGUGUUUGUUUUGUUUACGCUAAAGGAUUAUUGUGCUACUGCAUUUUUUCCUAAAAGAUAGUAUGUUUCUUAGGCUAUGGAUGAAUGGGUUGCUGUAAGUGUAUUCUUUGUAAGAUGUUUACUCUGUAUUAAAGAUUUAUCAAUAAUUUCUCAA
Messenger RNA from Salvelinus fontinalis (brook trout), 2621 nucleotides. RefSeq names its product junctional adhesion molecule 2A-like. Gene Ontology annotation, biological process: leukocyte tethering or rolling. The record is from RefSeq and is a predicted model, not a curated record. Gene Ontology annotation, cellular component: tight junction; cell surface; protein complex involved in cell adhesion. Bases 370 to 1302 code for a protein of 310 amino acids. NCBI's taxonomy places the organism in Eukaryota, Metazoa, Chordata, Actinopteri, Salmoniformes, Salmonidae. The transcript is spliced from 10 exons.